This is a messenger RNA of Neurospora crassa OR74A, 2557 nucleotides long. RefSeq names its product alpha-1,2-mannosidase. Gene Ontology annotation, cellular component: cytosol; nucleus. Gene Ontology annotation, molecular function: carbohydrate binding; peptide-N4-(N-acetyl-beta-glucosaminyl)asparagine amidase activity. Lineage: Eukaryota; Fungi; Ascomycota; Sordariomycetes; Sordariales; Sordariaceae. The transcript has 4 exons. Gene Ontology annotation, biological process: protein quality control for misfolded or incompletely synthesized proteins; glycoprotein catabolic process; protein deglycosylation. Bases 1 to 2472 code for a protein of 823 amino acids. The record is from RefSeq and is a predicted model, not a curated record.
AUGACAUUAUUGCUUUCCGCUACUUUGGUGCUCCUUUCCGCAGGCCGAACACUUGCCCAAGAUACAGACGAUAUCCUCCAAUAUGUCGACCCAUUGAUUGGCUCAAGCAACGGCGGAAAUGUCUUUCCCGGAGCCUCACUUCCAUACGGGAUGGCCAAGGCCGUGGCCGACACGAACAGCAGUUCAAACCAAGGUGGCUUCACUCUGGAUGGCGCCCCGAUUACUGGCUUCAGCAUGAUGCAUGAUAGUGGUACCGGUGGUAGUCCAUCUUUGGGCAACUUUGCCUUGUUCCCCUAUACUAGCUGCCCCGGAGGAGACAUCAACCGGUGCGCGUUUCCUAAGAAGACGAGAGCCAACUUUGGCGGUUUCGACGAAUCCAGCGUCUCUGCCAGCCCUGGGACAUUCGGAAUCACACUGAACAGCGGCAUCCGGGCAGACAUGACAGUCACCCAACAUACCGCUCUGUUCAGAUUUACGUUUCCUGAAAAUAGUACCAUGGGUGAAGCCGCGCAACCACUCAUCUUACAGGAUCUGACUGAUCUGUCAAACUCGAGGCAGGACAAUGGAACAGUAUCAGUCAAUGAGAAAACGGGCCGCAUCACGGGGAGUGCUCGUUUUUUGCCCAGCUUCGCUCAAGGGAACUACGUCCUUUACUUCUGUACUGACUUCUCCGGUGCCGAGAUCUUGGAUAAUGGUAUCUUUGCGGACAGCAGAGCCAGCACAUCCGUGAAGAACAUGACUAUCUCCAGAUCCAUCAAUGGCUAUCCUCUUCCGGGCGGUGCAUUCGUGAGGUUUAAAUCUGGAGCCAAGCCGAUUCUGGCAAGAACCGCCACGAGUUUCACCAGUGUCGAACAAGCGUGCAGACACGCCGAGUCUGAGAUUCCCGACUUUGACUUUGAUCGGAUAUCACGAGCAGCAACAGAGCAAUGGCAGGCCAAGAUGGGCGGAAUAAGGGUAUCGACAAAGGGCGUGGAUAAAUCCUUGAUCACCAACUUUUACAGCGGUAUCUACCGCACUCAUAUCAAUCCACAAAACUACACCGGAGAAAAUCCGCUGUGGUCCAGUGACGAGCCAUACUUUGAUUCGUUCUACUGCAUAUGGGAUCUGUUCCGUUCCCAGCUCCCGUUUCUCACCAUUACGGACCCAACGGCAGUCACUCAGAUGAUCCGCUCCCUCAUUGACACGUAUCGGCACGUGGGGUGGCUUCCCGACUGCAGAAUGAGUCUCAAUAAAGGCUACACACAGGGUGGUUCAAAUGCCGAUGUGGUACUGGCAGAUGCAUACAUCAAAGGUCUUGAAGGAGGAAUCAAUUGGGAGGAUGGCUACGCUGCUGUUGUCAAAGACGCCGAGGUUGAGCCAUUCGACUGGUGCUGCCAGGGACGCGGUGGCCUCGACAGCUGGCAUACCCUCGGUUAUAUCCCCGUCCAAGAUUUUGAUUGGAAAGGCUUCGGCACCUUGACACGAUCUAUCUCCCGUACGCUCGAAUACGCCUACAACGACUUCUGCAUCGCCGAAAUGGCCAAGGCCUCUGGCAGGACAACCGAUCAGGAGAAGUACACCCUUUCGAGCGGUAACUGGCGCAACCUCUACAAAGAAGAUCAGACUUCCUUCUGGUGGAACGGCACCGACACUGGCUUCACGGGAUUUUUCGAACCUCGAUAUCUCAACGGCACCUGGGGUUAUCAGAACCCUCUAAACUGCUCCAACCACGACGACUUCAGCGUCUGCUCUCUGCAAAACAACGGCCCCGAGACAUUCGAGUCCUCCAUCUGGGAAUAUGGCUUCUACGUGCCCCACGACCAAGCAACGCUGAUCAGUCUCUACGGAGGUCCAGACCGCUUCGUGGACCGCCUGAACUACCUCCACGACCAAAACAUUACGUACAUCGGCAACGAGCCGUCCUUCCUCACGGUGUUUCAGUACCAUUACGCCGGACGACCGGCUCUCUCCGCCAAGCGUGCGCAUUAUUACAUUCCCGAGUUCUUCGGCACCACUCCCGAUGGUCUGCCGGGCAACGACGACAGCGGCGCCAUGGGCUCGUUUGUGGCCUUUACCAUGAUGGGUCUUUUUCCCAAUCCGGGGCAGAACGUGUACCUGAUCACUCCGCCGUUCUUUAAGUCGGUGAAUAUUACGAAUCCGUUGACGGGCAAGAUUGCGAGGAUCAGAAAUGUCAACUUUGAUCCCAGUUAUAAGAAUAUUUACAUUCAGAAUGCCACGCUUGAUGGGGUCAAGCAUAGCAAGAACUGGAUCGACCAUAGCUUUUUCACGGAAGGAAAGGAGCUGGUCUUGACGCUUGGUGAUAAAGAGAGUGAUUGGGGUACGAAAGUGGCCGAUCUUCCUCCGAGCUUGGGCGAGUAUAAAGGGUAUGGAAACUCAUCGUCUUCUGCUGGAUAUGGAUCAUGGAAUGAUACCGCCGGUAGUAGCGCCAAACGGAUCAGGAGUUGGUUGAGGGGGGAUUUGGAAAGCUUGUGAUAGUUUCUUUUUUUCUCUUUUGUCAGUAUCGUUAGCGACUACAGGUUUUCUUUCGUGAAGCAUUUAAUUACCAUCACUAAUACCC